Messenger RNA from Lizanozyma spartinae, 267 nucleotides. RefSeq lists its product as uncharacterized. The record is from RefSeq and is a predicted model, not a curated record. Lineage: Eukaryota; Fungi; Ascomycota; Pichiomycetes; Serinales; Debaryomycetaceae. The transcript has a single exon. Bases 1 to 267 code for a protein of 88 amino acids.
AUGAGAUUAGUGAACGUGUUGGUUGGUUUUAUUGCAGCAUUGGCAGCUGGGGCAGCCGUUGAUCCUCUUGACGAAAGAUUUGCUAAGAUUGAUAAGGUGCAGUUUGAAAGCCAGGCACAGAUGUUGACUUUACAAAAGGAACAUCCAAGAUUAUGUGUUAUCAAUAUGAACGGAAUUAAAUGGAUUGUGUUUGACUUCCUUGACGUUCUUCCAGAAGAGCUUCACCAGGAAGCCAAAGAAGCCAUUAUAGCUGCUGCACAACCGUAA